This is a messenger RNA of Eriocheir sinensis (Chinese mitten crab), 2193 nucleotides long. RefSeq lists its product as uncharacterized. Gene Ontology annotation, biological process: DNA integration. Lineage: Eukaryota; Metazoa; Arthropoda; Malacostraca; Decapoda; Varunidae. The transcript is spliced from 2 exons. Gene Ontology annotation, molecular function: nucleic acid binding. The record is from RefSeq and is a predicted model, not a curated record. Bases 1 to 2193 code for a protein of 730 amino acids.
AUGGGUUUCGCCGCCACGGGCGACGCCUUCUGUUUACGCGGCGACACGGCACUCCAAGGCGUGACCAACCGUGUGAAGGUAGUGGACGACGUGCUGCUCUCCGACAAAGACUUCCUCACGCACCUCCGCAGCAUUGAUGAGGUACUGUCUCGGUGCAGGACGCACGGCAUCACUCUCAACGCCGAGAAGUUUGUCGUGGCUGCUCCAGCUGUGUCCUUCUGCGGUUACCGGCUCUCAGGGGACGGUAUUGCGGCCGACCCGGAGAAAGUGCGAGCUAUAGCAGACUUCGCCACGCCUGCCAAUCUGACGUCCUUCAUGGGAUUGGUGAACCAGCUGGCAGAGUUCUCUCCCGACAUCACCGCCGCCGCCUUACCUCUUCGUCCCCUGAUGAGCCCGAAAAGGACGUUCACGUGGACACCUGACCAUGACCAGGCCUUCAAAAAGGUGAAGGAGGCCCUGUCAAGUCCUCUGGUCCUUGCCACGUUCAACCCAGCCCUCCCCACCACCCUGCAGACAGAUGCCUCGCGCCUGUACGGCGUAGGUUACGCCCUCCUGCAGGACCACGGAGGAGGAAAGUUCCGCCUGGUCCAGUGUGGCUCGCGAUUCCUCACCGAUACCGAGAUUCGCUACGCCACCAUCGAGAUGGAGCUACUGGCAGUGGUAUGGGCCAUGUCAAAGUGCAAGUUUUACCUGAUUGGCCUACAACACUUCGACCUCAUCACCGACCACAGACCCUUGGUCCCGAUCCUGAAUAGCUACACGCUGGACGCCGUCGAGAAUCCCCGCCACCAGCGGCUGAAGGAGAAAACCUCGGCGUUCAUCUUCACAGCGGUGUGGCGUGCGGGCAAGGACCUCUGCAUCCCCGAUGCCCUUUCCCGCUCUCCCGUCAGCCGCCCGACGCCGGAAGACGAGAUGCUCGGCACGAAUGCCAGCCUCUCCCUCAGCACCGGCGUCACUCUGCAGGCCGUACACUCCCACGCUCACCCCCAGCCUUCGUCAGCUCCUGACGAGGAUCUGGCACUCGAGGAGUUGCGGAAGGCGGCCCGCGACGACCCCUCCUACACCAAGCUCCUGGAGAAGGUACGGACCGGGUUUCCUCGCGACCGCUUUGACCUCCACAACGCCCUCCGCCCGUACUGGAAGUUCCGGGAGGACCUCUACCCAGAUGGGGACCUCGUCUUGUAUGGUGCUCGUGUGGUCGUCCCUGCAGCCCUUCGUCGCCGUGUCCUGUCCCACCUUCAUGAUAGUCAUCGCGGGGCCGAAGCCACCAAGCGCCGCGCUCGUCAGGCCGUGUAUUGGCCCGGCAUAGACGCAGACAUCGUCAGCACUGUCCGCGCCUGCCCUUCGAGUGUCGGCCGACUUCUUCACCGCGGCAGGGAAACACUUCCUAGUCGUCGUCGACCGACUCUCUGGCUGGCCUGUGGUGGUCACCUGCGGCUCCGACACGACGUCUGCCGCCACCGCUACUUCCCGCGCCUCUUCCGUGAUCUGGGUGUUCCUGUGCGUCUGAGGACGGAUGGAGGCCCUCAGUUCACCAGCCGGGAGCUCGCGGAAUUCCUGGAGCGUUGGGGGGUCCGCCACAACGUGUCAUCGCCCAACUACCCACAGUCGAACGGACACGCCGAGGCUGCAGUGAAAGCAGUUAAACACCUCAUCCUGAAGGUGGCGCCGUCCGGUAACAUCGACUGUGAGGCGUUCGACAAAGGCCUUCUGGAGCUGCAUAACACACCGAAUUCCACGCGCCACUCCCCGGCCCAGGUCUUGUACGGCUGUCCUCUCCGUUCCUGUGUCCCUGCCCAUGCCAAAGCCUUCGCGAAGGAGUGGCAGGCCAGAGCCGAGAGCUGUGACCGCCGCGCCGCUACCCGUGCCCGAGAUGCCAUGGCCCGGUAUGACGCCCAUGCCCGCCCGCUUCAGCCGCUGAAGAUAGGUGCUCUCGUGCGCAUCCAGGACCCAACCACGCAGCGUUGGGACAAGGUGGGCACGGUAAUGGGCGCCAGCCGGUCUAGGGCCUAUCACGUCCGGAUGCCGAGCGGCCGCAUCUUGUGGAGGAACCGCCGUUUUCUUCCGCCGGUUUCGCCCCCUGCAGUCGACACCCCGGCCGCGGACGAGUCUCCUCCACGCCCGGACUCACCUCACCUCCCUGUGCCCCGUCGCUCGGAGCGGCUCAGAGCCAAGGCACCCGCUCAAGACUAG